AUGACCACAUUUCAAAUCCCUGGCUUGGAUUAUGGAAGUGAUGAAAGUUCACCAGAACCGGAGGAGGAUCCGUUGGAGAGCCACAUGUGUAUUGAUUGCUAUAGUAUCGCGAUGAAAAUCGUACAGCAGCCCAAGGGAACGCCACUAGCGGACAAAUAUCUCGCCGUGCAUGAGUUAAGCAAUGAGGAAAUAGUUCUUUUUGGUAACGCGUUGAAGGAAAGCGAUAUUGAUCCCGAAGGCGAUGACUUUAUUCACUGUGAUAGAUGUAACUGUUAUUAUCGUGCCUCUUGUAAGGAGCACCCUCUUUUUUGGGUGAAGGAUCGUGAACCGAGUAAAAAUUCAAAGCCCGAAGAUCGUGCUCGAAUGACUGCACCAGCUUUUAUAAGUAUCAAAACUUCUUCAAUACCUAACGCAGGCUUGGGAGCGUUUGCUGAAGCGUGUAUCCCUGUUGGUAUGGUGUUCGGCCCAUAUCAAGGCAUACUACUGGAAGAUGCUUCUGAAGCGGAGAAAGACGGAUAUUGUUGGGAACUUCGAAGUCACACAGGUCCGCACUUCAUCGAUGGUAGUAACACACAGUAUUCAAAUUGGAUGCGAUAUAUUAAUAGUUCUCGACAUGACAAGGAACAAAAUCUGUUGGCGUUCCAAUACUGCGGUGGAGUAUACUAUCGAGUAAUACGACCGAUCAAGAUCAAGGACGAGCUAUUAGUGUGGUAUGGUAAGAAGUUCGGCAAAAGUCUCGGCGUUUUCACGACUUUGCGUUCUGUGAAGAAGCCAAUCGCGGCCGCAAACAAGAAUCCGUUUAUUCUCUAA
Molecule: messenger RNA, 810 nt
Organism: Ostertagia ostertagi
Lineage: Eukaryota; Metazoa; Nematoda; Chromadorea; Rhabditida; Trichostrongylidae
Source: the annotation of a GenBank genome assembly